Molecule: messenger RNA, 523 nt
Organism: Talpa occidentalis (Iberian mole)
Lineage: Eukaryota; Metazoa; Chordata; Mammalia; Eulipotyphla; Talpidae
Product: heat shock factor-binding protein 1-like
Exons: 1
Coding region: 12-281 (89 amino acids)
Biological process (GO): cellular heat acclimation
Cellular component (GO): cytosol; nucleus
Molecular function (GO): transcription corepressor activity
Source: RefSeq, a predicted model, not a curated record
UCAGAGCUCAGAUGGUCCAAGACAUCACCCCCAAGCUGGGAACCGGGGAGAUGGCCGAGACCGACCCCAGGACCAUGCAGGAUCUCACCUCAGUGAUGCAGACUCUUCUGCAACAGAUGCAGGAUAAAUUUCAGACUAUGUCCGACCAGAUCAUUGGAAGAAUUGAUGAUAUGAGUAGUCGCAUUGACGACCUGGAGAAAAACAUUGCAGACCUCAUGACACAGGCUGGGGUGGAAGAGCUGGAAGGUGAAAACAAGAUACCUGCCACACAGAAGAGUUGAAGUUUGCUAAUUUACACUGAAAUCAGGAACACCAUUUUCACAAGCCAAGAGAACACUGAAUGGCUAUUUGCAACUAACUUCUAUGUGUUGACAGGUUUUAUAUUAUAAAGUGUACUUUCUUAACAUAUACUACACAGGUUGUUUAUAGUGAUUUUUUCCCCCUCUCAGUUUUUUGAACAUGGUACCCUCACAUCUUGGACCUUGGUCAGUUGUGCUGUUAAAUAUUAAACACUAAAACUUUG